This is a messenger RNA of Corylus avellana, 1146 nucleotides long. Lineage: Eukaryota; Viridiplantae; Streptophyta; Magnoliopsida; Fagales; Betulaceae. The record is from RefSeq and is a predicted model, not a curated record.
AUGGGCAAGCCAAAAACAAUUGAUGCAUUUUUUAAGGAAAAAGAUGCUGAUUCAAAUUCUAAAAUGUCUUCAUCGACAUCCAAUCCUCAAACUUUAGCUCCUGAGCAACGCCCUUCCAAGAUGCCAAGAAUUGAAUCUCAAGUAGUUGAGUCAUUUGACAUUUCUACUCUACAAUAUGAUCCCGGGUUGCGUCCUCAAAUAUGGGAAUGUCCUAUUAAUCAACAAGAUGAAAUUAGAUGUGCUUAUCUUAAAGUCGGUCCGAAUAGGUUCAUUCCUUCUAGAAGUUCUGGAUAUCUGUUUUCGGGAACUGAAAAGAACCGCCGAAGAUCCCAAUCAUCUUGGUAUAAGAUGUUUGAUUGGUUAGAAUCUUCUAAGGACAAAGAUACUGCUUAUUGUUUACCCUGCUUUCUUUUUGCUAAAAAGCCAACGGGGUGGUUUGGAGGAAAUGGGCCAUGUUCACCUCAUAAUAAUACUGUUAAGUGUUGUGACAAUUUGAAGAAUCAGUCUCAACAUAUUGAUAAGAGGUCACGUGGCAAUUUUCUUGAGUUGAUAAAACUUGUGUCCAAUUUCAAUGACGAUGUUGCCAAGGUUGUUUUAGAAAAUGCUCCACAAAAUGCAAAAUAUACUUCACCUCAAGUUCAAAAAGAUAUUUUACAUGUCUUAGCAAAAAGAGUGCAAGAUGCAAUUCGUGAAGAAAUUGAACGCUUCUUUGAUAUUGUCCAAGUUAAAGAUACAUCGGCAUUGACUUUAAAGGAUAAAAUAUCUGAUGUUCUUUCUCAAAACUGUCUUGAUAUUCAAAGCAUUCGUGGACAAGGGUAUGACGGUGCUAGCAAUAUGUGUGGCGAAUGGAAAGGAUUGCAAGCAUUAUUUUUUAAUGAAUGUUCUUGUGCAUCCUAUGUUCAUUGUUUCGCACAUCGAUUACAAUUAGCAUUAGUUACUGCAUCUCGAGAGGCAAUUGUUGUUCACGAUUUCUUCUCAAAUUUGAAUUUCAUUAUCAAUGUGGUUAGUGCUUCAUGUAAACGUCAUCGUGAUCUGCAAGAUGCUCAAAAAGCAGAUAUCACAUAUUUGAUAGCUAUUAAUGAACUUGAAACUGAAAAGGGAGCUAACCAAAUUAGCACUUUGAAACGAGCUGGUAAUUCUCGUUGA